GAGUUAAUUGCGUGGUCACCGUUCAAUGAUAAUAUAGUACUAGUCCCAUAGUAUUGUACUCCGGUUGCUAUAUCAUCUCUGAAACCGACAUGGAACGCUGGGUAGGUCGCGUCGCAUUGGUGACUGGCGCUUCUUCGGGGUUCGGGGAAGCGAUUGCAAGGCGUCUGGCAGAGUGUGGAAUGAAAGUAAUAGGAUGCGCACGGAAUGUGGAGAAAAUUCGGGUCUUAGCCGAAAGUUUGAAACAUGCAAGGGGUACAUUGGAAGCCAUUACGUGUGACGUCGCGAAAGAGGACGAGAUUAUCGCGAUGUUUAGCGAGAUCAAGAACAAAUAUGGCGGUGUAGACGUUUGUGUCAACAAUGCAGGACUGUCCCACAAUGCACCGCUAUUGUCAGGGGAAACGGAACAAUGGCGGAACAUGUUUGAGGUAAACGUGAUAGGGCUGCUGGUGUGCUCGAGGGAAGCAUUCAAGUCCAUGCAAGAGAGAGAAGUUGAUGAUGGACACAUCUUCCUCAUGAACAGUAUGUCAGGACACAGGCUGGUACCCAACUCCCCCGGAAUCCACUGUUAUGCCGCCACAAAGUUUGCUGUCAGAGCCAUUACUGAGGGGCUGAGAAACGAGCUUUUGGCGGCCAAAACCCAUAUACGAGUGACAUCCAUAAGUCCAGGACUUGCGAAGACAGAGUUCAUGUACCGCCAUCUACAAGACUCUUCGCUCGCAGACCAAGUGUACUCACGGUUUGAGACAAUGACUGCAGAAGACAUCACGGACAGUCUGAUCUAUGCCCUGUCUGCCCCACCUAGAGUUCAGGUCCACGAUAUACUUAUACGACCAACUGAGGGGACGACUUAACAUACGGAUGCAGUAAACUACAUUUUAAUUAUAAUCUACAUGCAGUAUAUUAUAAUGAUGUUGCAAUAUCAUUUCCGUACUUGCCCUCUAUAGUGGUGUGUUCUAAAUAUGUGAUUUUUCUAUUAUCUGUAAUUAAUUUUUCGCCAGUCGGCAGUCUGCUGUAUAAAUGUUAUCAAAUAUGCGAAUAAUAAAUUAAGUAUUCUAAA
Messenger RNA from Dreissena polymorpha, 1057 nucleotides. RefSeq names its product dehydrogenase/reductase SDR family member 11-like. The transcript has 7 exons. The coding region runs from base 90 to 851 and encodes 253 amino acids. The record is from RefSeq and is a predicted model, not a curated record. NCBI's taxonomy places the organism in Eukaryota, Metazoa, Mollusca, Bivalvia, Myida, Dreissenidae.